AACGAAGUCAGUUGCUUCGCUCUACCGUUCAAGUGCCGCCGCCGCCGCCGUCGACGACGAUGCUGCAAACCUUCAGGGCAGUUGCCGCAUUCCGAUGGAAGGGCCAAAUGAUCGGGUACUGGUUGAUCUACCUCUCACAAGGAGCGUUCCUCGGCGCCCUAGGCCCUGCGCUACAAGAAAUGUCGUACCAAGGAAAUGCCGUGUCGAGCUACAAUCCAGCGUUUGCGUGGCAUGCGCUGGGGUCAAUUCUGUCGGUUGGUUUCUUGGCAGAAGUGUUGGUCCAAGCCUGUUUGAGUUCCAUCCUUGGCCGGACAGGUCUCCACAUCAUGCUGGGCACGAUGUCCAUCUUACUCACUGCGUGGUACGUGUGUCUGCCGUGGGUCAACCAAUGGGGCGGGUCGGAGUGGGCGUCGUGCUUCUUCUUCGUCAAGGGCGUCAUCGUCGCCAUCGUGAACGUCACCAUCAACAAAUGCGCCGCGUGGACCACCGCCGGCAACGAAGCGACCACGCGCCGCGUCGUCAACUCGUUGAACGGGGCGUUCGCCGUCGGUACUGUGCUGGGUCCAAUUCUUGGAAUCAUCCAGCGCCAAGCCAAGCUCGAGCUCGAGUACCUCUUCAUCAUGGUCGGGUCGCUCACGCUCUUGGCCGCCUUCUUCAUCUACUUGACCGAUUGUCCGUAUCCGUCGGGCGAAGAAUCGGCUUCCCUUCUUGGAUUUGAAGAAGAUUUGCGCAGUGUGCCGCCCGUGCUGCCGAGUCCGAUCUCGGGCAGUGUCUUUUUGCAUGUCAAGCACGACUUGGGCGCAGCCAACCUCAACCCAGACUCGUACGACCCCGAAGCCAACUUUAUCGUGCUGCUCGUGAUGAUCAUUGCGACCUUGUUCUACGGCAUCCAGAUGGGUCUCGCGGCCUUCUUGUUUCAGUACUUGGAGUUUGUCAUGGCGCUCGGGUACGGCGCCAACCUGCACUCGAUCUGCUGCAGCAUUAUGUGUGUAUUUUGGCUGGCGCUGGCACUGUCGUACUCGCUGUUCACGUCGUGCCUGUUUGAGCACAUGAAGAGUCUCGGGUGGCUCUUCUUCCUCAACGUGCUGUGCGUGGUCACGAUGGCGGGGGUGAUUUUCGGCCAGAACCUCUUUGGCCCCAACUACGUUGUCGCAGCUCUCACAUUCCACCUCGUGCUCUUUGCCGUGUUCAUCUCACCGCUGUUCACGGCUACCAUCCAGGGCCUGACCAAUGUUGUCAACCCAGACCUCCUCGCCCGCGUGUCGUCGCUGCUUGUGUUUGGCUGCUUUUGCGGCGAAGCCUUCAUCCCGGUGCUCAUGGGGUUCUUCAUGGGCGACUACUCGGGCUCGGGGUUUGGCGCUGGCACCAUUGUGUACAUCACGUUUGCACUCACCAUCACCAUGAUGACAACCACGGGGUGGUUCUGGUACUCGGUCGUGACCAAACAGCAAGUCGUCGAUGGCGUCGGCGCCGCCGCCCCGUCGCCUGCCAAGCCGCUCAAGUAGCCACGUGUUGACUGGGAAGAAAAUUAAUAUGUUUUACCGAUUUUUCACAGCGGUCUGUCUCUACAAUUAAACAUAUUGUCGCAAUUUCAUUGUCAAUUGUUGAAAUAAUUAUUAAUAUUGUCGAUUUAAAUUUGCC
Aphanomyces astaci is the source of this 1641-nucleotide messenger RNA. RefSeq lists its product as hypothetical. Bases 60 to 1505 code for a protein of 481 amino acids. The transcript has 4 exons. The record is from RefSeq and is a predicted model, not a curated record. NCBI's taxonomy places the organism in Eukaryota, Oomycota, Saprolegniomycetes, Saprolegniales, Verrucalvaceae.